CGCUGCGACCGCACGGGCAGCCCCGUCCCGCGCCGGGCAGCCCGGCCGGACCAUGGCAUGGGCACAGGGGGAUCUGACGUCCUCGCUUUCCAUCGUCGUCGCCUUGGCUGCCUGCAUUUCCGCCACCACCAGCGAAGUGAACUUGCUAGACACAUCGACGAUCCCGGGGGACUGGGGCUGGCUCACUUACCCUUCACAUGGGUGGGAUUCGAUCAAUGAAAUGGAUGAAUUUUUCAGCCCUAUCCACACCUACCAGGUCUGCAACGUCAUGACCCCCAACCAGAACAACUGGCUACGGACCAACUGGGUUCAACGGGACGGUGCCCGGCGGGUCUAUGCGGAGAUUAAGUUCACGCUGCGGGACUGCAAUAGCAUGCCGGGCGUGCUGGGCACCUGCAAGGAGACUUUCAACCUCUACUACCUGGAGUCGGACCGUGACCUGGGUACCAGCACCCGGGAGAGCCAGUUUAUGAAGAUCGACACCAUUGCAGCUGAUGAGAGCUUCACCAAUGUGGACCUGGGUGUUAGGCGGCUGAAGCUGAACACAGAGGUGCGGGGUGUGGGGCCCUUGAGCAAGAGGGGUUUCUACUUGGCCUUCCAGGACAUAGGUGCUUGCAUCGCAAUCGUUUCGGUGCGGGUGUACUACAAGAAGUGUCCCGCAAUGGUGAGGAAUUUGGCAUCCUUCUCCGAGGCCGUGACUGGGGCUGACUCGUCCUCCUUGGUGGAAGUGCGGGGAGAGUGCGUAGGCCAUUCGGAGGAGAGGGACACCCCCAAAAUGUACUGCAGUGCGGAGGGGGAAUGGUUGGUGCCCAUUGGGAAGUGUGUGUGCAGUGCUGGCUACGAAGAGCAGCAGGAUUCCUGCGUGGCCUGUGAGCUGGGAUUUUACAAAUCGGCCCCCGGGGAUCAGCUGUGUGCGAAGUGCCCCUCGCACAGCCACUCGGAGAGCCGGGCGGCCCGCGUGUGCCGCUGCGACGGCAGCUUCUACCGGGCAGUGCAGGACCCCCCCUCGGCCGCCUGCACGCGGCCCCCCUCUGCUCCUGUGAACCUGAUCUCCAGUGUGAAUGGCACCUCGGUGACACUGGAGUGGGGCCCGCCCCUGGACAAGGGGGGACGCGCUGACAUCCUGUACAACGUGAUCUGCAGGCGCUGCACGGGGGACGCCGGCCGGUGCGAGACGUGCGGCAGCGGGAUCCGCUUCGUUCCCCAGCAGAUGAGCUUGGCGCAGGGAGCGCUCACGGUGACCAACCUCCUGGCCCACACCAACUACUCCUUCUGGGUGGAGGCCGUCAACGGGGUGUCCGACCUCAGCCUGGAGUCCAGAAGAGUUGCGGUUGCCAACAUCACGACAAACCAGGCAGCCCCGUCGCAGGUGGUGGCAGUUCGCCAGGAGAGCACGGGCCAGAACAGUGUCACCUUGCUGUGGCAAGAGCCAGACCAGCCCAACGGCAUCAUCCUGGAGUACGAGAUCAAGUACUACGAGAAGGACAAGGAAAUGCAGAGUUAUUCAACUCUGAAAUCCAAAGGCACCACUGCCACCGUCUCCGGGCUCAAGCCCGCAACCCGCUACGUCUUCCAGGUUCGGGCCCGCACCUCUGCCGGCUGCGGGAGGUUCAGCCAGACGGUGGAGGUGGAGACAGGGAAGCCAGUGUCCCUCCGGUAUGACACAAUGACCAUAGUCUGGAUCUGCCUGACCCUCAUCACUGGCCUCGUCACGUUGCUGGUGGUCCUGAUCUGCAAGAAGAGGCACUGUGGGUACAGCAAGGCUUUCCAGGACUCGGAUGAGGAGAAGAUGCACUAUCAGAAUGGGCAAGUGAAGUUCCCCGAGUCGAAGUUCUACGUCGACCCCCACACGUACGAGGACCCCUGCCAAGCCGUGCAUGAGUUCACCCGCGAAAUUGAGGCUUCCCGAAUCAAGAUCGAGAAGGUCAUCGGGUCUGGAGAGUCUGGAGAGGUGUGCUACGGCCGCCUGAAACUGCCGGGGAAGAGGGAGAUUCCCGUGGCCAUCAAGGCUCUGAAAGCAGGCUACACGGAGAAGCAGAGGAGGGACUUCCUGAGCGAAGCUAGCAUCAUGGCACAGUUUGACCACCCCAAUGUCAUCCACCUGGAGGGGGUGGUGACCAGGAGCAAAUUGGUAAUGAUUGUUACUGAAUACAUGGAGAACGGCUCGCUAGACACCUUUCUCAGGAAACACGAUGGGCAGUUCACCAUCAUCCAGCUGGUGGGCAUGUUGCGGGGCAUCGGUGCAGGCAUGCGAUAUCUUUCCGACCUGGGCUACGUGCACCGGGACCUUGCUGCCCGCAACAUCCUGGUGAACAGCAACCUGGUCUGCAAAGUGUCUGACUUCGGCCUCUCGCGUAUCCUGGAGGAUGAUCCCGAAGCCGCGUACACCACCACGGGUGGGAAGAUCCCCAUUCGCUGGACGGCCCCGGAAGCCAUCACGUACCGCAAGUUCUCAUCGGCCAGUGAUGUGUGGAGCUACGGCAUCGUCAUGUGGGAGGUGCUGGCCUUCGGCGAGCGCCCGUACUGGAACAUGACCAACCGUGAUGUCAUUAACUCCGUGGAGGAAGGCUACCGCCUGCCUGCUCCUAUGGGCUGCCCCACGGCCCUGCACCAGCUCAUGCUGGACUGCUGGCAGAAGGACCGCAACGAGAGGCCUCGCUUCUCCCAGAUCGUCAGCAUCCUGGACAAGCUCAUCCGCAACCCGGAGAACCUGAAGUGCACUGCCACUGUGAAUCGGUUCACCCAGACGCCUUUCGACAGGGGUGUCUUCGACUUCACCAGCUGUCUCACGGUGGAGGACUGGCUGGACUCCAUCAGGCUGGGCCACUACCGGGACAACUUCGCCAUGGCAGGGUACUCCUCCCUGGGCAUGGUCAUGCGAAUGAACAUCGAGGACGUUCGGAGCCUGGGAAUCACCAUGAUGGGUCACCAGAAGAAGAUCUUGAACAGCAUCCAGGUCAUGCGGUCCCAGCUGCUGAACACGAACGGUCCCAGGAGGCAUCUCUGAUCACCAGCUCUGCAGACCCGCAUGGGGCGUUCCUUAGCACUAACCCUGGCAAAGGGGCAGCAGGGUGGUGAGCAGGGAGAGGGGUGCCAGACCAAGACCUGGAGGCCCCCAGCACCUCUUCGAUUUGAGCUCCAGUGGAAAUGUGGCUUUCCAGAUACCUCGACAAUCCUACUGUCUCCUCCCCCCAUGUGAAGGGGGGAGCAGCCUUCCAAGCAGGCUAGUGACAGGCCGCUCCUCUCUCCAGACUUUAUCAUGUCACUGUGGGAACUGGGGGUCCCCAGACAACUAUGCAGGACACGUGGCAACCCCCCCUCACACAGAGGGAUGCCUCCAGCUGCAGAUGGAGGGGUAGCCGAUGCAAAAGCAAUACCAGGAGCGGUAGGACUUGGCUUGUCAUGCCCCACGGCUCCUUUGGAUCAGACAGCUGAUCCUGCCUUGUGUUUCCGGUGAGUUUGUUGGAUCUCUGAACUGAAGAGGCCCCCACAGGAUGCCACGUGGCAGAGAAAACCCUGCUCCCAGUACCUUGCAAUUCCAGUGUACUCCAACCUGGACCUCCAGAGCUGCUCCGACCUGCAAGUGACUUCAUGGUCCACCUCCGGCAGACGAUGGAGAACUGGGCAAGCCAGCAAUGCUAGGAACUGCUGGCAGGACUGCAGGCUGGCUCUGCAAGCGGAGGAGGCUUCCCCAGCAUGGGAGGAGAGGUGGCCAGGAGCUGCUAUCAGGAGCCUCAGAAAGCCCAGGGUGCCAUGGAGAGCCCCCACUUCUUGAACCCACCAGCACUGCUCCUCUAUGGAUCCAGCCCAGACACAUUUCCUAGGGCUCCAAGCUCAGGUUUCUCCCAUGGCAGAACUACUGCUCUUAUCCUGUGGCCUCCUCUAGAGCUGUACCAGAGCAGAGGAGCGGGAGAAUUUGCUCACCUCUCACCUGACUUGGGGUCAGAGAGAUUUCUGCUGAACUCUGAUUUGUUCUUUUAUUGCCCUAGAGAAACCCAAGAGCUUCCUGUUACCAAGCUGCCUGCCUAUGCCCAGGGCUGCCAGGUUUUCUGCACAGGAGGGAUCUGGAGCGACAUUUCCAGCUGUGACCACACAGCUGCCUGGCUGGGGAAAGGGGCUCUGCUCAGCUGAUGCUGCGUGUCAGGCAAGGCUCGCAGGAUCUUCAGCAUCACCCAGCUGACGAGCCUGACGACUAAGAGGCAGUUUGGCCUUUCUGCCAUGGCUCUCCUCCCCCUGGGAGCAUCUCUUUCAACAGGCUUGCCUGGUGUGGAGCAGUGGAGUUGGUCUGAGGGGCUGAGUGGGCUGCAGAGAUGGGGAUGUGCGAGGGAGGGUGAGCAGGCCAUGGGCUGCGGAGGCUUCUCUGGGGUGUAAAUACUAUUUUCUAUGGGGUUAGGAACCGUUUUACUAAUGUCUGAUGUUAAGUACACAAAAAUGGUCUUAAAGCACA
Molecule: messenger RNA, 4447 nt
Organism: Dromaius novaehollandiae (emu)
Lineage: Eukaryota; Metazoa; Chordata; Aves; Casuariiformes; Dromaiidae
Gene: EPHA8
Product: EPH receptor A8
Exons: 17
Coding region: 53-3007 (984 amino acids)
Biological process (GO): ephrin receptor signaling pathway; protein phosphorylation; axon guidance
Cellular component (GO): dendrite; plasma membrane
Molecular function (GO): protein binding; ATP binding; transmembrane-ephrin receptor activity
Source: RefSeq, a predicted model, not a curated record